AUGGAGCGAGUUAAAGAGAUCGUGACGCAUUGGAUGCAACAAUACGUACAUCCAGCCAUGCCUGGUCAAGAGGCUACUGUUAUGGUCAUGGUUGCUGACUCUAUGCACGAUCCAGAGUUUGUAAUGAACGUGUACACGUGUUUACGAGAUGCAGACGUGUCGCCGUCUCCCCUUACGCUCGAGUAUUCAGCAGCAGCUUGUGCUGAGCUCGGUCAAUGGCGCACAGCGCUUGAGAUCAUUGAUUUCAUGCACGAGGCAGUGGAGAUCAUGCAACCAUCAUUAACUAUAUAUGAAAAUGCAAUUGCAUCGUGUCAUGUGGCGAAGAAAUGGAUGAGAGCAAAACAUUUGCUUGAAGAGAUGCGAACGUAUGGAUUGGAAGCGUCUCCUGAGCUGCAUGUGGCGUCGAUACGACUUUGUAUCGACAAUAAGGAAGCUACAGCUACAAAAGUACUUUUGGAGGCCUUUUUGCGUGCAUAUGACGAAGAACUGGAUACAGAAGUAAAACAUGAGAUUGUAACGGUUCUUUUUCACGCAUCAAUAGACGCACAAUCGCUAUCACAAGCACUUUACUUUCGUGAUGAGCUAUUGACUCGACAUUUUCCUGUCUCGAAGGAGCUAUACUCGCGACUUAUUCAUUUGUGCGCUAUAAAGCGUCAAUGGCACAAAGCGCGCACAUUAUUGCAGCAGUUUGUCGAUGUUAACGCUCCUCCGCCGACAGCAGCUCCAUCCAACCGAUAUACAGACGAUAUACGGUGUUUGCUGGGAGACAUGGAGACGUACGACAUUGAAAUCCCGCUGGCAGUGUACAAUGCUGCGCUGAGAAAUUUUGGUCAAUUGUCAUUGGGUAAUGAUGCCAUGGCUGUUUACUUGGAAAUGCGCGACCGUCACGUUGCACUUGAUGCUACAUCAUAUGCAGCGCUGAUAUGCUCGUGUGGUAUCCAAGUCGAACAAUCGGAAAUUUUCUUUUGUGAGUUGCAGCGCGACAAGUGCGAUCCUACGCUUGACGUGGCGCAUGCAUAUUUGCUUGUGCCCAGUCGUGCAAAGCAGUGGGAAGAAGUGCUACGAAGGUAUGCUGUUGUGCAUGAUGAGGAGCCACUUUUUAAAGAUCUUCCGUUCGAGUCAGACGUACGAAUUCAGUCGCUUGUUGCCAUUGCUUACGGACGACUCCAUCGGUCUGAAGAAAUGCUUCGCGUAUUUACAAAAAUGAAGGUGAAUGGGAUGAAUCCUAAUUUGCAUGUGUAUGGUGAAGCAAUAUUUGCGUAUAUCCGUCAAGAUCAAUGGCGGUUUGCGCUCAUGUUGUUCGACCACCUUUUUCAACAGCAGACGUCGGAGAUGCAGGAGAAGCGGAUACUUGAAAACUUUCCCAUGUUGUGGGAUGCCGCAGUGUUGGCUUGCGUGCAAGGUGAGCAAACUGAGCGUGCGGCAAUGCUAUACGACAUCAUCGUUGAUCAGGGUGUCUCGAUUUCAAUGGUGACAGGGGAGCGUCUGGCUGCGUUUCUAACCAGUGUUCCUUCUGAAACACUAUGGCGGUCGUUUAAAUCGAUGCCAUCGCUACACCGAACACAGACAAGGAGUCGUUUGAACCCACGCGUACAAAAUGCUAUGCUCAAACGUGCUGUGGAGGAGAACGACAUCAAAUUAGCUGAGCAAAUUGUGACUGAUGGGAUCCACACGAUGAAAAUGCUGCCUAACUCCAUGACGUUUGCGCUAAUGCUGCGAUUGUACGCAAACCGUGGGAACCAGGAGAGCUUUCACUCGUGGUGGUGUAAAAUGGACGAAAGCAAGGUAAAACCAACCUUGUUUGUGUUCCGCGCGCUAAUGCAGCAGUUAUGCAAUCUAAGUCUCGAUUGCGAGGACUUGGCGUACUUGAACGCAAUUGGAGACUUUUUCCGAACAAGACAACCUCGUUACUCGAUUUCAGCUGUCGUGAAUGAUGAAAACACAACGGAAUAUGCUGCAGAGCUUGGACGUAUUGCGUUGAACAUAAUGGAAGGUUGUGGUAUGGGUCCGGACACAAUAUGUUUACAAAAUUAUCUGUUGCUUAGUCAAGAACCGGAUCAUGUCGCCCAUGUUCUUGUGCUUGUGGAAAACACGAUGGCGGCAAUCAACGAGCAUGAUGAAAACACCGCCAAGGAAUGCGUUCAUCUUACACCGCGGUUGUUGCACACGCUGUUUACGGCCUUGAGUACUUUUCCAGAUGGACAGCGUGUUCGCAAGCUUUUGAUACAGAUUGUAAAGGACCUGCCAAGCGAUCUUUCUGAAGAUGCUAUUGCUGCUUUCUGCGCAGCAAACGAUGGCUAUCACGCGUUACAGCUUUUAUGUGAGCUGUUGGAUGCAAAGAUCUGCCUCAACGACGAUCAUGUCUUGUUUUUUCUCACAAACAGCUACACGUGUGAGUCGUCUACUCAAAAGAGUCAACAUUCCCGUCCAAGAAGUGCAUAUGGAGUGAUAGUGGAUAUGGCCUCACGAUUGUGUGAGAGUGAGACCGUAACGAUGGAGGCUGGGUGUCUGGCCUUCUUAAUUCAGCACGUUGUGGAUCUUUCGAAGUGGCAGCAGCAAGACGUUUUCGAGACAGCGACCCAGGACGAGAUCCAUGCCAUGAAGAAGUUGUUGGUUCGUGCAUUCGCGCACUUUCCUAUCUCUCAGGUCACGAAGUUCCUUUCGAAGGUGAUUGCUGAAGAUGACCUUGUUCAUGUCGUAAGCGUCCUUGACGAGCUGCAAGGAACACAAGAAAACCAAUAG
Molecule: messenger RNA, 2742 nt
Organism: Peronospora farinosa
Lineage: Eukaryota; Oomycota; Peronosporomycetes; Peronosporales; Peronosporaceae
Source: the annotation of a GenBank genome assembly